Molecule: messenger RNA, 624 nt
Organism: Protopolystoma xenopodis
Lineage: Eukaryota; Metazoa; Platyhelminthes; Monogenea; Polystomatidea; Polystomatidae
Source: the annotation of a GenBank genome assembly
UCUUCUCCCACCGCGGCGUUGCCGCUGCUCGCCUGCGGUGCAUUCACCAUUUGCCCAUCCGUCAGUGGCGGUCCUUCCACAGUCGUGCACAUUGUCGACCAUGUCUGCCAACUUGGCGCCGACGUUGAGACGACCGAGGCCCUCACCGAUCUGCCGAUACAGACGGCCUCGAGUGACGACAGUGGCGUCGCCAGCAGCCUCGGUUGCGAGACCGUCAUGGCGACGGGAAAAGCCUCGCCGAUGCCGGCCAAUUCGGGCCUCCUGUUCGGCACAUUGUUGGCAGAGCCCGGGUUGCUUCCACACGCUCCACAAUUCAAUCCUACGUCGGCUCUUACGCUGCUUUCGAUCGGGCCGACCGGAUCAUUUCAACCGUUGCACACGCCAGUCUCCAGCCUCCCGAGGCCGGUGACUUUUAUCAACAGGAUGGAGCGACCUUCUACACAAAAGUUGAUGCUCAGCCAGACUCACGCUUUUCAAGCUGUAUCACUGCCUCCAGACGAGUCGGAAGAUUCAGAAACUAUUAACUUGGCUCCACGUCUGAUGACGACCAUUUUGGGCGGUGAGCUGGACGCCAGCUGCCAGUAUAGCCCAGUCUUGGCUGAGUGUCCUUAUUCAGCCCAGUGA